UGGCAAAGUUGUCAACAUGGACGUCAAUGUAAACAAAUUGCAAUCGGAGAGUAUUUGAUGCAAUUUCCUUCAAGCAUCAGCUAAGGAAUGGAGCAGUAUGGUUUCAUCCGCAGAGAUACUGGCAGUUCUGUGUAUAAGGCAGCAUCUAGGUACUUGUUAGAAGCACGGAAACAUGAUUGGAAGAAACUACCAGCUAAUACUUCAUCAUUUCAUCUCAUGUUUGGAGAAAGAAACAAACUGCCAUUUGGAAGGCUUGGACAUGAUCCUGGCAGAAAAAAUCUAGUCAACUACUACAGAGGGUCAGAUAUUUUGUGCAGGAAAACAGCUCUAGUGAAGGUUUUCAAAGAAUACUGCAGCUUAGUCAAGUACAGCUACCCAAAGUGGCUCCCACAGUCUUUCCGUAUUUUGCCGAAGAAUAUAAAGCAGACAAGUAUACGCAAUUCUUCAACGACACUGAUGAAAGAGAAGCCAGAUGAUCGUGAUGAGCUUCUUGCGACAAAUGUCAGUCUGACACAGGAGGAAGGGAGCAGUGUAGCGUGGAUUGCAAAGGUCACAGCUGGAGCGAAGGGUGAUGGUAUAAAGAUAUCUGAUGAUGUCCACACGCUGCUGGAAUAUGUGGACCAGCAAGAGAAAGCUUUCGUCAUUCAGCGCUACAUCAGGAACCCACUGCUUCUACAAGGGAAGAGGAAGUUUGACAUCAGGUGCUGGGUUUUGCUAGAUGCCUGGUAUAAUGUGUACCUGUUCCGUGAGGGUGUCAUGCGCACAUCCUCAGAGCCUUACGACCCUGUCGACCUUACCAAGGUCACCAGUCACCUGACGAAUCACUGCCUUCAGAAGGACAUGUCGGAAAACUUUGGCAGGUUUGAGGACGGCAAUGAGAUGUUCUUUGAAGAGUUUAACAGGUUCUUGAUGGAGCAACAUGGUACAAGCUUGGAGGCUUCCAUUCUACCACAGAUAAAGGACAUCGUCAAAAAAUGUUUCCAUAUUGUAAAGGAGAAGAUCAACACAAACGGCCUCGGGUAUGUGUGUUUCCAGCUGUUUGGGUUUGACUUCCUGGUGGACGACAAUAUGAAGGUCUGGCUGGUGGAGAUUAAUGGUGCCCCGGCCUGUGCUCAGGACCUGCUACCUCACAUGGUCCGAAGUAUCGUGCACACAGCCAUCGACCCUGUUUUCCCGCCGUCCAUGCCAAGAGAAGGAGAUACAUGGUUCACGAAGAUCUCAUAAUAACUGCAUUAUAUUGACGCUUUUGUAGAAACUAUUUUUACCACUUAGUUUAUCUACUUGCUUGCCAUUAGAGGAAGAAAUACUGCAAUAAGAAUUUGUGAUUUUCAAGAUUUAAACAUUUUACAGCAUUUUACAGAGGUUUAAUUGAUUAGAUUGUCGUUGAUAUUUAGCUUUCGCACAUUCCAUGUAAAUUUUGAUGUAAGUAUUUAAAUGGAGCUUAUUCAAGUAUUUUAACACCUUAGGUGAAUGCAUUUCCUUGAAUUGCAUUUAUAUUCUGAUGAAUGCAACAUCUUUGGAAUACAUCUUAAAGUUCUAAAACAAUGCUUGUGGUUGGUCAAAUGACAUUUUUUCUUAUGUUAAUUGUAUGCGAUAUAUUUAUGAAAAAAGUGGCAUCAUUGAUGCAGCAGCUGUUUAAACAGCUGAAUAAUUACUAUGUUCAGUUUUAUUGGAAGCAUUUCUUUUAGAUGUGUAUUCAAAUUAUCCAUAGAAAAUUGGCAAAAAUGAUUUUAAACUAUGAAUAUUUUAGAAUUUCUGUACAACUGUGUAUGAAAAUAUUUGCUCAGUUAACAGACUGUGAGUGAAUCUUGCAUUGACCAAUUGUUUCAUAUGCCAAUGAACCAAAAUAUUAAAACAUUGAAACCUUACAUUAAAGCAUUCGGAACUCCUCGGCCAUUUUUUUCAAAAACAACCUCGGAUGUAUUAGGACGGUUUACAUACUCGAAAAGUGGUACGUUUAAGUCUGCUGCAAGUAGAUCGCGUAGUAAUUUUAUUUAGCAGUUAAACUGUGUGACUUAACUCUUGGGAUUCUUAAUUAUGUUUGCAAUAAUACAAUUCAAUGGCAAUCAAUUUCGACUUAGAUCAAUAAAUACAACUCUAAAACACUACAUUUAAUUUAUGAUAUAAUUCAAAAUUUUACGAACUACUUCAACUGAUGUACCUGCAUACAUCCGAGGUUGUUUUUAAAAAAAAUGGCCGAGGAGUUCCGAAUGACAUUAAAGAUAACACCAGCUGAUGGUAAACGAACUCAUAAGCUCUCAAUUUCCCACAGAGUUCCAUAACCCAGGAUACACUUUAUAGCCCCAGUUAUUGAUAUUUAAUGACUACCUACUUUAAAAAUAUUAUCCCCAAAGUAUUAGCAAUGUGCCAUUUAGAAACCUGUGUAUUGACAUUAUUUUUUUUCAUUAAAACAACACCACAACAAUAUCAAUGUGCAAGUCAGAAAUCUCUGCUUACUCAGUCAAUUAAAAAGAAGAUGGCAGCUUUAUACAAAAUUUCUUUAUUUUAUAUAUUGUAAAUUGUUGCAAUAUUUCAUAUAAAUUUAAGGUCAUUGUAUGUUGCUUGUAAAUUAUUAAAAGGUGAGCUGUAUGUACUGUUUUUACCAGGUUUUCAUUGAAACCAGGUUUUUAAAAAGAGAAAGUUGUUGGGCUGACAUCCAAACGGGCAUCAGACCGGCUGUUUUAACUUUUCCGUGAUUGCUUGGAGCUAGCAUUGAAAAGCUUGUCUUUAUUUUCGUAAUCGAAUUCUAGUUUCGUUGUAUCGCGGUUUCAAUUUAACAAUAUCCACAUUCCGACAAAAUAUAUGAAGACAAUUUCAAAUCAAACGACGUAACAUUUCAGUGAUAAGUUGACAUUUACAUGUUUAGUUUCGUAAUCGAAAUCGAGUUAAGCGUAUUGCGGUUUGGCGUUUAGCGUUAGCCACAUAGCGGUUUGGCAUUAAGCAUUAGACACAUAGCGGUUUGCAACAUCGUGAAACAUGGAAAACAUAAUGUAAAUAACGAUAUAGCACUUUAUAACAACGAAUUAAACAAUACAUGAAUGGAAUGUAUUGUAAGAGAUUACUAAUAAAGCAUUUAAAUGUUAACACAUUGCCAAUUUCAUUUUUGACACAAAUACCGCUCCAUACUUACACCUUGCAGUAAAUUUUGGUGUUAGUUCAAAUAAGAUAAAGAUCAUGGCCAUUGUAAGAAUUGAGAUUUGCAAAACUUUGAUGUGUCUAAAUUUCUCAAUGCCCAUAUUGAAAACCUGGUUACAAUGUACUUCGAAUUGUGGCUUUUCUAGCUUGUUUGCAUUUAUAGCACACUUAUUUCCACACUUAUUUUCGAACCUUUUAUAAUAUCAAAGAGUUAGAAAAUGUAUGUGUUUUAUGGAGUAUUGAAUUAUCUAUUUAUUUUCUUGUUUUGAUAUAGUAAAUAUAUUAAGAUUUGAUGCAUUUGGUGUCUGUGAUAUUUAAUAUGUAAUUUUAUUUUGUUAUUUUUUAUUCGUUUACAUGCAAUGUUAGUUGUUACACAUGUACUGUAAUCUUUUAUGUUUUUGUACAUUAAAUG
Messenger RNA from Mya arenaria, 3547 nucleotides. Its product is annotated as tubulin--tyrosine ligase-like. The record is from RefSeq and is a predicted model, not a curated record. The transcript is spliced from 9 exons. Bases 88 to 1224 code for a protein of 378 amino acids. NCBI's taxonomy places the organism in Eukaryota, Metazoa, Mollusca, Bivalvia, Myida, Myidae. Gene Ontology annotation, biological process: protein modification process.